GCAUGCGAGUUUAAUGCGUCAACUUUCAACCGCGCCGGCCAGCGGUAGUGACUUUGUUAUUGGGCCUACUUUGCAGUAACAACGUAUAAUUACAGUAUUAUGUUAUUUUGACACAUAACAGAUUUAGUUGUGCAAAUUUACCCGCAGCUUAUAUAUUUUACGGAUAUUGUAAAAUAAGCAAAUAUUAAAAAUGAAUAUUCGCAAUGCCCGGCCAGAGGAUUUGAUGAACAUGCAGCACUGCAACCUGCUAUGUCUUCCAGAAAACUACCAAAUGAAGUACUACUUCUACCAUGGACUGUCUUGGCCACAGCUGUCCUAUAUAGCUGAGGAUGAGAAUGGGAAGAUAGUUGGAUAUGUUCUGGCCAAAAUGGAGGAAGAUCCAGAUGAUGUGCCUCAUGGACAUAUUACAUCAUUAGCAGUUAAGCGUUCCCACAGAAGACUUGGUCUGGCACAGAAGUUAAUGGACCAGGCCAGUCGAGCCAUGAUUGAGAACUUUAAUGCCAAAUAUGUAUCUCUUCAUGUUAGAAAAAGCAAUCGGGCAGCCCUUCAUUUGUACUCCAACACACUUAAAUUUCAAAUAAGUGAGGUAGAGCCAAAAUAUUAUGCAGAUGGUGAAGACGCAUAUGCAAUGAAGAGGAACCUUACACAGAUGGCAGAUGAGCUGCAGAAACCUGGUGUGCGCCUGUGGGGAUCUGAGGUACCUCAUUCACAAACAGCUGCAGUCACAGAGCUGGUGCAGAAACUGUCAAUGCAGGAUGGAGAGAAGGAGGGUGAUGGAGACAGUGGAGGAGAGAGCAAAGAGAUGAGUGAAGUAAGCGAGGCUACUGAAAGCACAGAUGUGAAAGACUCCUCCUCUGAUUCCUAAAUGGCAUCAGACUAUUGGAAGACCUCUAUCCUUCCACAACAUCUCAUCCUAGGAUUCUACAUUGGUUUACUAAAAGUGGUUAAUUAGGCUAUAUUAUCAGUGAACAAAGAGACAAACUGCUAAAGGUAUUCAUGACUUUAGAAAUAUUUCUACACAGUAACAUGCUAAUAAAAUUUGACUUUGAAUAAAAUCUUUUGUAUUUCAA
This is a messenger RNA of Tachysurus vachellii, 1070 nucleotides long. RefSeq names its product N-alpha-acetyltransferase 10, NatA catalytic subuni (gene naa10). The record is from RefSeq and is a predicted model, not a curated record. The coding region runs from base 191 to 865 and encodes 224 amino acids. Gene Ontology annotation, biological process: N-terminal peptidyl-glutamic acid acetylation. The transcript has 8 exons. Gene Ontology annotation, cellular component: NatA complex. Lineage: Eukaryota; Metazoa; Chordata; Actinopteri; Siluriformes; Bagridae. Gene Ontology annotation, molecular function: protein N-terminal-serine acetyltransferase activity; protein-N-terminal-glutamate acetyltransferase activity.